UUGUUCAUUGACGAAUACAAUCAGUUGACCUUUUCACUCUUUUUUGGUUCUUCUUCCUCUCUUCUCUGGUUCUUCUUCCUCUCUUCUCUGGUUCUUCUUCUUCCCUGGGUUCUGUCUUCUCCUUCUUUCUUGACUCUCCUGGUUCUGGUUCUAUCAGAUCAUCUCCGCGGCUUCCAAGGUAACAUUUUCCAGAUCAUCUUCUAGAUUUUCUUACGAUCGAAUCGAUGAAACUUUGGCCUUUUCCUUUUUGAAUCCCAGGGUUUCUAAAAAUUUCGAGUCGGGAUUAGAUUAUCUAUUAUGUUUUCCGAUUCCAGCCUCGAAUCUUCACCGGAAGCUUCUUUCUGGUGGUUGAAAAUGACGUUGAGCGACUCCGCCCUGCUAAUUGGAGUUACUUUUCUCAAAAUUUGAUAUUUUCUUUUAUUUUCUCUGCAACCAACCAUGAUUAGGUUUAGUUUUUGGUGCGAUAUCUUUUUAGUGGUUUUGACUAGCAAUCCAUGUGAUGAAAUAGAUAUUUGUGAUUAAUUCUUUAACUUAUUAGGGUUUGAAAUAUGAAGCUUGAUCUUAGUGGUUUCGAAUCAACUGCACCCUUUGUUGGUGCUAGUAGUGAGCUUGUUGGUGGCUUAGCAGCUGCCCCUUCAUUUGACAUCCCUGCUACUACCGAUUUUGAUGGCUUCCAGAAGGAAGCCAUUCAGAUGGUGAAACCUGCAAAGGGUACCACGACACUUGCAUUCAUUUUCAAGGAGGGUGUCAUGGUAGCUGCUGAUUCUCGUGCAAGCAUGGGUGGUUACAUAUCAUCACAGUCUGUCAAGAAGAUUAUUGAGAUCAAUCCUUACAUGCUUGGCACAAUGGCUGGUGGAGCUGCUGACUGCCAGUUUUGGCAUAGAAAUUUGGGCAUUAAGUGCCGGCUGCAUGAAUUGGCAAAUAAGCGUAGAAUUUCAGUCACAGGGGCAUCCAAGCUGUUGGCAAACAUUCUUUACUCUUACCGGGGGAUGGGACUGUCGGUCGGCACAAUGAUUGCUGGAUGGGAUGAAACGGGUCCCGGGUUAUACUAUGUUGACAGUGAAGGGGGAAGGUUGAAGGGAACACGUUUCUCUGUUGGAUCUGGUUCACCUUAUGCUUACGGUGUACUAGAUAGCGGGUAUAAGUAUGAUAUGUCUGUAGAAGAAGCUGCAGAGUUGGCCAGAAGAGCUAUUUAUCAUGCAACAUUCCGAGAUGGAGCCAGUGGUGGAGUUGCUAGCGUUUAUCAUGUGGGACCAAAUGGAUGGGAAAAGCUGUCUGGAGAUGAUGUGGGAGAUCUCCACUACAAGUACUACCCUGCAAUGCCAAGUACAGAACAAGAGAUGGUGGAAGGAAUUGAACAAGAGAUGGAGGAAGAAAUUGAACAAGAGAUGGAGGAAGCAUAAAUUUCUAGAU
Rubroshorea leprosula is the source of this 1413-nucleotide messenger RNA. The record is from the annotation of a GenBank genome assembly. Lineage: Eukaryota; Viridiplantae; Streptophyta; Magnoliopsida; Malvales; Dipterocarpaceae.